GAAAUCUUGCGCUGUCACUGACAAGGUUGAAGUCACCACUGUCAAUCCCGUCAACAACGCUGUCAGUUUAUUGUCUAGCACACUAUGGUGCGCCACAGCAAGCUACAGAAACAGGUCUUAUCUCUGUAUCGGCAGUUUCUGCGCUCGGCACAGGACAAGCCGGGCUUCUUACCGAGAAUACGUGAUGAAUUCCGUGCCAACUCUGCGAUCAAGAAGACUGACGUCAUGCACAUAGAAUAUCUUUAUCGGCGAGGCCAACGCCAACUUGAACUGCUUAAAGAUGUAAACACUAAACAGCUUGGAUCAUUCAGCAAGUCUAAAGAGGACAGCUGACCACUCAUAUAGCCUAACAACCUAUAGUCGGUCAUAUAAUCAGUACUGUAUUCAAAUAUUUUACAAAAUAUGACUCGAAAAGAACAAAAUAGUUGUUUUGGGGAAAUCACCUCCCUUAUUUAAAUGGAAUAUCCAAAUGACUUUCACUUUUCUCAGGCUGGACAAGAUUAACCCAUUGCUGUUUUAUUUUUAUGGUGUUAUUUAUGUACAUUAAUUUGCAGAUUAAACCCAUAUUAUUUGGUGUUA
This is a messenger RNA of Rhinichthys klamathensis goyatoka, 579 nucleotides long. It is a transcript of the gene sdhaf1, whose product is annotated as succinate dehydrogenase complex assembly factor 1. The record is from RefSeq and is a predicted model, not a curated record. Gene Ontology annotation, cellular component: mitochondrion. Lineage: Eukaryota; Metazoa; Chordata; Actinopteri; Cypriniformes; Leuciscidae. Gene Ontology annotation, biological process: mitochondrial respiratory chain complex II assembly. Bases 85 to 333 code for a protein of 82 amino acids. The transcript has 2 exons.